AUUAAUAGUGUUAGACCUCAUUAUCUAACCGAUAAGUCGAUAAAGAUUUGCUAAUUACAAAUCAAAAGGCAGUAGCUUUGUUUGCUGUGGUCAGAUUAAGUUGUUUGUGAAAAAAUAUGGAGAGUUUUUUUAAUGAUAUAAAUUUGGAUAGACCGAGAGACUUAAUAAUGGCAAACUGGAAAGCACUUGGUUCCAUCAUCCUCCCCAACGUCGGUGGCUGGGCUAAUGGAGUCUACUUCGCUGGCCAAACCCGGUCAGGAGGCAAGGACCAAACGUGGUACGAUACUCUGAAGAAGGCACCGUGGAACCCUCCGAAGUGGGCCUUCGGACCAACAUGGACGGUCCUCUACAGUGGCAUGGGAUAUGCUUCAUACCUGGUUUUGCAGGAGUGCGAUGGUUUCACAGAAGAUGCGGUCCUACCAUUGACUCUGUAUGGAACUCAGUUGCUGCUCAACUGGGCUUGGACUCCGAUCUUCUUCGGCCUUAAGGACUACAAGCUUGCCCUGAUAGAGAUAUCAGUGCUCACUGGAGUGGCGACCGCCACGGCCGCGUCGUUCUAUCGCGUGAACUCCACCGCUGGACUACUGCUGCUUCCUUAUCUAGCCUGGCUGGGAUACGCGACCUCCCUCUCCUACUACAUCUGGAAGAACAACCCCCAGUCCCCGAAGAUCAAGGAGAUCACUGAUGAGAAAGCUGACAAGGCUAACUAGUAGAAAUACUUCACGCUUCAAACUUCACCUAAGCUGAAUCGGACAAAGUGUUCUUAACAGGGCUUAAAAGCGGUUAAGGUUAUGCUACCGUUAUUAUUAAAUUCAAUUCAAUAAUUUUGUUUCAGACCAUGUGUCCAUAAUUGUCAGUAACAGUAUAAACUUAUAUACAUACUAUGUUAGUGGCAAUACCGGUUAUACCGGUUGUAUUGUUAUACUGGUAUGAAAUUACGGCAUCGAUUUCCUAUUGGUCCGUAAAAUGGUCCGCUUGUAUACCACCGCUUGUAUACUUUAACCGAUUGUAUACCUUAACCGCUUUCAAGCCCUGGUUGUUAGUCUUAUACGCCCGUAAGGUACUGAGUGAUCAGUUGAGUCAUAUUUUGUAUAACUAUUUACUUUAAAGGUGUGCAAUGCUUAAUCGUCAAUAUAAAGAUAUACAAUUAUUAUGUAAAAGUCUCGAUAUAAUUAAGUACCUAUUUGAAUCGCGUCAUAAUAAUAUAUAUUGGCCCCGAUUCCUGCAGACACCGCCUAAUUUUAUUUUAGGUUAUAUCCGUCAUUUUCGUAUCCGUCGAAAAGGAAAGGGACGGAUGAUUCACAGCUCUUAAUUUUAGGAAGAAUGAGUAAAUUAAUGUGUCGGGUUAUUGACUGACGUAAAAUUUUUAGACGGUUGGUUUAGAUUUGUGCUUAAAAUUGACGUGUGUUCCAUAAAUUUUAUGCUUGUCGAUUACCCGUCCCUUUCCUUUUCGGCGGAUAAGAAAAGGACAGAUAUAACUUAAAAUAAAAUUAGAUGGUAUUUACAGGAAUUAGCACCAUUGUAAGCUUUACACACUGCCUUGGGUAAACUUUAUUUUAUUUUAGUUUGCCAACUCUAAAAAAUAAUAAUAAAUUUAAUAAAUAAUAAUAAUUUAAAUAAAAAAUAGUAAUAGUGGCUUCAUCUGCAAGCAAGAGAACUGGCAAAUAUAAAUUAUAAUGUGAGUGAUUUUCUUUUUAUAUUUUUUAAUUUUUAUCCUAGCUUCUGGAUAGAUGGGGCUGAACUUUGUAGGUUACUGCAAGAAACGGAACGUUAUAUUAUUUGUGAUUUUCUUUUUGAAAUCAUAAAACGAAACGUAUUGUUCACAAUGAUUAUGUUUUGAAAAUAUGUAUAUAUUUUUUUUAAACAAUCUGUCACAUAAUCAGAAACAUACGUAACUUCGUCACGUCCAACUACGCUUUUUUUUAAAACGAAGAAAGAAAACGGAAUUAUAUCAGAAUGUCUCGAGAAAAUGAGAAGAAAUCUUUGUUUCGUUUAUUUAUUUCUUAAAUUAAUUGAACUUUUUUUUCUAUUUCUUGGCAUCUUGGCAAUCGUCCAGUAACGUAGUUGGUUAAGCGCCCUCUAACGAGUUCUAGAGAACUUUCUUUUUAAUUCUAAAAAAGAAAUUACCAUUAUAUUCAAAAAUAGUGGACUUACAAUGAAAGGUUAGCUGUUUGACAGCUCUAAAAAUAGUUUCAUCGUUCACUUACUUUUAAAGUUAGUUUUUGAACUCUCAAACUAAACUAAAAUAUAGUUCGACCCCAUUGUGCUUUUAUAAACCAUGCUGUUGUACUUAAAAGCAUAAUGAUGAUGCUUUCAACGUUUCACUCCGUUAUAAAUAUAGCUUGAUUAAUUUGAUAACUAUCAGAACACAAAACAGAAACAGAAAGAGUACAAUAGGCGGCCUUAUUGCCAAGUAGCAAGUAUCUCUUCCAGGCAACCACAAUUUAACAUUUAUGUUAACAUUUUUCUGCAAUGUCUCUUUCGCACUAGACAUCCUCGCUUUAUUACAAAACGAAGACUAAAAAAAAUAUACGGUCGAAUUGAGAACCUCCUCCUUUUUUGAAGUCGGUAAAAAUAAUACCAGGUGUAAAAUAUUGUCCGCGUCACGGAACUCCCGCGAUCGCGGCGCUAGUGUCGCGAAUUCUGCGUAGAGUUACUAUGACUUGUCAAUUAGUUCCAUUAAAAUACGUGGACUUCUUUCGUGGCUUGGACUAUAUGUUAAACCUGGUACUUAUUCUUUUUAUGGUAUCGUUUUCUAAUAAGGCGGACUAUAUUUCUAUACUUCUGUCAAAUCAAUCAAGUUAGUUUUUACGGAUUGGUGUUUGCUAUCACGAUAUAUAAUAAUAAUUUUCGAUGAAGUCACAAAAAGUAGUUUUAAGAUUCACUACUUUUUCAUUAUCUAAGCAAGGUUUAUAAAAUUGUAUUUUAUAAAAUUAUACCUGGUCAUAUAAUAAUUUGUCUACCUACUCUGUGAAAAUUAUAGCGUGAACUGGGGUUCAUGUGAUAAUCAUUAUUGAAAACUUUCACAUUUAUAAAAAAAUCUAGCGAUAAAACAUUGCUAAGAUAAAACAAAUGAAUAUUAUAUACUUACGUAGUAUUUUUCGAAAAUAAAAAGCAAAUAUCGUUUUUCUCACAUACCUGCAAAAAAGAAACAUAUUUUCUCACUUUAAAAUAAAUAUAUGACUAACUAUUUAAAGUUUAAUAGUAUUUUAUGCAACAGUUGUAUAAGAAGGGUCAAAAAAUGCGAGUGGCGUGAGUUGCGAUGUGAGCCUUGGCGAACAUCGCAAUAAGAGACGCCACGAGCAUUUUUUGACCUAGUUAUACAACGUUGCAUACAAUACUUUUUCUACGACGACGUAAUUUUAAAUGAAACAAAAAUUAUACAAAGAAAAAUUUUAUUUAUAAAAAUGAAGAUGUAAAUUUUGAAUGGUAUUGUGUGAUAUGGUAAUAUUGGGUACAUUGGUAGGUUUUACUGCAGUGUUGAUAUUAUAUUUUAUACUUUUUAGUGUUUUGAAACGAAACACAAAAAUUUUCCAAUUUAUUUUCCAACGCGCAGGAAAAUGGCGGCAAAUGUAUACUUUUUUUUAUAGUAUAUCUAUGGCACCAAACAAAGUAAAGGUGCCAGUUUCCAGGUCAAAAAAAAAAAAACAACAACAAUGCUUUUUUGGCGACAUUAUAGUACAGUUACACUUUGUAAACAAUGCUUUUAUAGGCCAUAGAGCGUACACUUUUUCAAAGAGUUUAAUUAUGUAUGUACUUAUAUUAGACUUUUUGGUUAUUUAAAUGCCAGAUUAAAGUAGAGGAGUAGAAAAAAACAUAAACGUAUUUUCAUUAAAUAAUAUAGAUAUUACGAGAAGUGUCCUUUCCAAAAUACUGCACAAAUCACCAUUCCCUAUGCAUUUAUGAAUGUCAAUAUUUUAAUAAACAAAUAGGUAAUAAGUACAUUCAUUCUAGAAUAUUCUAGAAAUCCUAAGGUAUUUGGAAGUAUUCUAUGUCAAUUUGUUUUUCGAAUAUAUUUAUUGUUUCAUGUUAAACUGAAUUAGUACUUGUAAAUAAAUAAUUAAAUUUAA
Molecule: messenger RNA, 4070 nt
Organism: Pectinophora gossypiella (pink bollworm)
Lineage: Eukaryota; Metazoa; Arthropoda; Insecta; Lepidoptera; Gelechiidae
Product: translocator protein-like
Exons: 5
Coding region: 117-710 (197 amino acids)
Cellular component (GO): mitochondrial outer membrane
Source: RefSeq, a predicted model, not a curated record